AUGCUUUUUGCAGGUGAAAAGAGUUUGGAUUUACUCCUCGGCAUUCUCACCUUUGUAACAUGGGGACGCUUUACUGUCUAUCCCGCACAGAUCUUGACAAACCUUAUGCAACUAGCUAUUGCCUUGGUAUAUGAUCUAGGUUUGAACAAGCCGGUGUCACAAGAGCCAGCUCAUCGAGUCCUGUGGGAAGGACUCCCGGAGAAAACUCACAGUCCGGGAGUACGGACUAUGCAAGGGCGGAGAGCGCUACUCGGUUGUUUCGCUUUAAGCACAACAAUUGCGUCAUACUUUCGAAGGCUCGAACCUUUGCGCUGGACCCCGUUCUUAGACGAGUCUCUUCAAAUAUUGCUUGGAUACAAAGAGUGCCCGUCUGACCUACUCCUAGUUAACCUCGUGCGAUUAAGCCUUAUCGCUGAAAACUCAGCAGAGAGCCAUUGGCAAUCAUCGCCUGUAUAUCCGAUUCAAGGCGAUGGGACGCUAUCAGAAUUUUUCCACAGAGCAAUCCACGCACGACUCGACAAGUUUAAGAAGGACCUUUCUCCAGAGCUCCAGCAAAACAAGGUCACUACCCAUGAGUUUUCAGUAUCGACGGAUUCCAGCAUGUUUACUGCUCCAGGGCUUCAACGCGUUGAUUCGCUUUAUAGCUACUUGCGUGCUACCAAAUCCUGGCUUGACUUGUUUUUCACAAUCCCACCAGCUGAGUACGUGGAAUUUUCGCUAUCAGUUCUUGCACUGCUCGGCCGGUGCCUUCUGGCGGCAUUCAAACUCUCCACAUUUGAGCACCCAGAUUGGGAUGUGUCUCUAGCAAGGGAAAUUUUGCCCAUGCCACUCAUUCUUAACCAGGUGAUAGAAAAGAUGUCACAAGUAAAAAUAGAUGCCGGCUUAGCCAACAUCAGCGAAGAAUCUACGGACAUUUAUACCCGUUCUGCGAGGAAAUUCUCCGCAGCGAAAAUGUACCUUGAAACUCAAUCUGAGAAAAAACGUAUGAAGAAGAAUACCGAGGCCGGAACAAUGACCACAGAAGACGCGCCGUCGGAUAUGUUUGAUGAUAUGUGGGUUAAUGACCUGCUAUUUGGUCCCGAACAAGGUGAUGAAGGAGCCGAUGAAAAGCCCAAAUACGUAUUUGGUGUAAAGCUCGCUUUCAUCCUAACGGCUCUCGCUCUUGUGAUGUUCCUUUCGCUACUGGAUAUUUCAAUUGUUGCUACGUAUACUUUUCUGGCGUUUCUUGCGGUUUUCGAAUUUGGUUCACUGCUCUGCGGUGUUGCGGUUUCAUCGAACAUGUUAAUUGUUGGUCGGGCAGUAGCAGGAUUAGGAUCCUCAGGCCUGUCAAAUGGGGCCCUCACUGUCCUUUCAUCAUGUAUCCCGGUACAUAAAAUGGCAGCUUAUCUUGGGAUCCUUUUGUCAAUCGGACAGAUCGGGAUUGUUGCUGGUCCACUGAUUGGGGGGUCUCUAACGGAAUAUACAACAUGGCGGUGGUGUUUUUACAUCAACCUCCCUAUUGGAGGCAUUGCUGCCGUCUUGCUGCUUCUCGUCGAUAUUCCUAACCGAAAAGUGAACCCUGCCAGCAAACACCAUCUCCAGCGGCUUCAAAAAUUAGACCUCGGUGGAUUCGCUCUGUUUGCUCUCGCCGCGGUACAACUCCUUCUGGCUCUCGAUUGGGUCAAGAAAUUCGGUUACUAUCUCCCGUGGAGUGUCGGUGCAAGCAUCUUGAUAUCAGUCUCCGCGGGCUUGAUAUCCACCUUUACCCCAGCCACCUCAGCAGCAGUACAAAAUGCUGUGACCGCCGAGCAGGAAUCAAUUGCAUUCGCUAUUGUGAUGGCCACCCAGACGUUUGGGGGCUCGGUGUCCCUCGCUCUCGGCAAGGCAAUUUUUAGCAGCGGGCUGGAGACAGCGCUGCCCAUAUACGCCCCAGAAGUAAACCCCGUGACGGUUAUCAAUGCAGGAGCAGGCGCAGUGAAAGACGCCGUUUCUAAGCACUUAUUAUCAGGGGUCUUAUUGGCAUAUAGCGAAGCCAUUUCGCAUGUAUUUUAUGCAGCUACUGGUAUCGCUUGCGUUACAUUUCUGCUGAGCUGGGGGAUCGGCUGGAGAAGCGUGAAGAAGCGACCUGAACCUGGAGAGGCCAAGUCAGAGACUUGA
Messenger RNA from Arthroderma uncinatum, 2136 nucleotides. Its product is annotated as putative HC-toxin efflux carrier TOXA. The transcript has 11 exons. NCBI's taxonomy places the organism in Eukaryota, Fungi, Ascomycota, Eurotiomycetes, Onygenales, Arthrodermataceae. Gene Ontology annotation, biological process: transmembrane transport. Gene Ontology annotation, molecular function: transmembrane transporter activity. The coding region runs from base 1 to 2136 and encodes 711 amino acids. The record is from RefSeq and is a predicted model, not a curated record.